Messenger RNA from Cladocopium goreaui, 2190 nucleotides. The record is from the annotation of a GenBank genome assembly. NCBI's taxonomy places the organism in Eukaryota, Dinophyceae, Suessiales, Symbiodiniaceae.
AUGGCAGCUGGUACGACAGGGCUGUCUUCAGAGCAGAAGCGAAAAGUGAACAUGGUCCAUGUCAAUUUAGGCGGUUUGGAGCGCAUUUCUUCAUCACUGGGUGAAGCCUUUAUGGAUGCCGGAGGGUGGAUAGGACCUGGCGUGGUUUUGCUGCAAGCAGGGCACACAGUCUAUGUCAGCAUGAGAGCAAGACUAUGGAAGUGCAGUUCAGAGCAACUGAGAGCGGCCACUCACUAUGAGUCGUUGGGAGCGUCUCUUUCAGAGUCAAGUAAGCUGCGAGACGUCCUGCAACAAGGCCGGCUGGUUCGCUGUGGAGCUGUAGAUGUAGCUGCUGAGGGCCCGCCUCCAGAUAUGCUGAAGACGAAUCUGUCCAAGAAACCAGACCAGACGUCAAAGUGGAGAGAGGCGCUGGUUUGCCUUCCAAUGGCAAACCGAGGAAGAACCAGCUCUAGGUUGUCCAACAGAACAGCCGAUGAGCCUCAAGUUGAGCCUGGUCCAAGGAGCGGUGCUUCCAGUAGAAAGCCAUCAGCAGCUCAGCCUAAUGAAGAUGCAGUUUCAGAAGCUUCUUCCUCUGCCGACAGCACAGCCGGCAGAGUCAAGAGACAAGUGAGCGAGAUAGAUUCAAAGGAGUCGGCGCGAUUGGAGAAAGAAGCCUUGCGCGAGCUUCGCAGAUGCCACGCAAGUCAGAGCCAGCUGGGCCAUCAAGCAGCGGUGGCUCUCUCAGUUCCACAUGUUCAACCACCGGUUGCUGAAUCUGCAGAAGAUCAUGCCUCCGCGGGCAUGCGAGAAGAGGUUGACGGGUCGGCAGACACUGGUCUUGGAGGUGAUGAGGCUUUGUUGUCUUUGGCACUGAAGGCAGAUCAGAGCUCAAAAUGUGUGUUGGCCAAGGCAGCAAGGCCAAAGAACAGUGAGUUCAACAUGAAGCAGGCCACUCCUGAAGACGUAGAGGGGUUCAGAAAGUCGGACCUAGCGGAAUGGGCUUCCAUAGUGCGUUUUGGAGCUGUGGAAGUGUUGAACAAGGAGGCCGCAGACCUUGUUAGAAAAAAGGAGCUUCACCGUAUCCUGGCAUCGUGCAUCGCGCGCAGGAAGAAACCCAUGCCCGGCAUCGGCAAUUUCAAGUACAAGUCUCGAUGGUGUGCUUUGGGUCACAGUGACCCUGACUCUGGAGCCACCGAAGAAUACCUUCCAGAACUUCUGAAGAGGCUGGAGGAAAGGUUCGUCUUUGGCAAGUGGGAGUAUGACACCGCUGAUUUCGCUGUCAGAACAGUGACUUUUCAGAAAUGUAAAGUCCUGAUGACACAGGAGAAAUACAUUGUGGAGAAGCUGCACCAACUCAAAGUACCAAGGGGCUUGUUGAGUCAGAAAGACAAGCUCCUGUGCCCAGAUCUGUUUGAAGAGUACAGGUCAAUGCUUUUCAAGGUCUUCUGGCAUGCGCAUCAGACGCGUCCUGAAGCAGGCAGGCAUAGUGAGUCUGCUGUCCUUGUGCUUGAAUGCGUUGCGGGUAAACCUGUUAGAGAAGAAGAUCCCAAUGGGGAAUUGGAGGACACGGUUCAAGGUGCUUGGGUCAUCCUAGCAGCUGACAAGAUGCCAUCUGCCUCUCAUCGAACCAAGGUGCCAAUUCUCUCAUGGCGCUCUUCCAAACUCAAGCGUCGAGUGUCUUCAACCCUGGCAGGAGAAGCAUUGGCCUUCAGCCAAGCCAUGGCGGGAGUAGAAGUGUUGCGAGAAGAGUGCGAGCUCAAAGAGAGACUAGAGCAGUGCAGCGUCACCGAUGCCAAGUCUUUGUUUGAUGCAAUUAGCAACGAGAACUCCAGUUCCAAGCAAGACAGGAGAACAGCCAUCGAACUGGCCAUCAUCCUGGAGAACUUGCGUAGGUCAAAAAGCUCAGCGCGUUGGUCUCCACAUCCGCGGAUGGUAGCAGAUGUUCUCACCAAAGACAACAUAGCCAAGUCCAAUGGAGCUCUUGAAGAGUUGCUGAGAACUUCUAGACUGGCUCUAUGGGACGAAAGUGAAGAACUGCAGUUGCGGCAGAGUGAUCCAUCAAAGAAGCUGCGCUCACGGAAGGCAGCUGAGCGAAUGAGAGCAAGUAGCCAACAGUUACUUUCCUUCAGCUGCUUAGUCAACUUGAACUUUGGGGAGCUGAUGAGCAUUUUCCACCAAGUGCAUGUGUUUUACCUAGCAUGUGUUGGCUAA